CUCUCUCUCAGCACUCCCGCAGCCUGUGAGAGCUGCUCCAGUGGCUGGACGGUACCCUGGCGCCCACUGAAUACAUGGAUGAACGCUGGAUCUACAGGGGAUCUGUGCUUUCUUGUCCUUUGCACCUCUGAUCUGUUUGUCAAGGAAAUAUGGUGAGCAAAGAAGACACCAAAUGUAUUGUUCUGUCAAAUUCAGAUGAAUCAGAUUCCGAGACAGGCCCAUCACACAGCCUCGACACCACUUCUGGAACAGAGUCUGGGAAGCAGCAGGUGAAGAAAAGAAAUAAGGCCUUACAAGUGCGUUUUAAGGAUAUCUGCGAAGCUCAGAAUGAGUAUCGGGGAAGACGCUCAAGGUCCAUUUCCUGCAAAGUAACACACAGAAAGUACAUGACCAUGCCUGCCAGACGCUCUAUUCCCAACGUGACCAAGAGCACAGGUGUCCAGACCUCGCCGGACCUCACCAAGCGAUACAAGACUUUCCCUUUCGAGAGGAAAAAGGGACACACAUUUAAACAUACUGCGUUAGUGGAAGAUUACAGAGGACAAAACAAUGGGUUUCUGAGUGAUAUAAAGGCCGGGGGAGAGGACGGACAACCUAUCGGGGAGUCCUCUCAGUACAAGGGUAAGAUUGUGGGGCAGACAAAAGCACUGCUUCACCACACUGAUGACAGCAGCGAUACAGAGGAUUUGCUUUCCAGUGCCAACUGUUUGGACGGACCCUCAUGUCCAGACUCUUCACACUUCUCGGAGGAGUUUCACCCCAGCAGCCCUCCUUCUAAAAGUGAACCAGAGUACCAGGUUUGUGGGAUGCGGACCAAACACAAAGGAUUACCCAAAGAAGACAUGGAUGCUGGCACUUCUUCAAAGCGCCAGUUGGCUGAAUCAGAGUUUUCACAGGACAAGCCAAAGGGUACGGGCCCUGUUGCGUGGAACUCUUUGACACAGGUGGAGUCUUUGGGAAGCCCCACUGUGAGCUGUAAACGGAAAAAAGGUACACAGCUAAGCGAACAGCAGUCACAGACGCUUCCACACAGUGCCCAAUGUUCUGUACAGUCACAAGGGCAGUGUCGGACGAGGCAUGUGUCAGCCUCCUCUAAACUCCAGCGAACAGUUGGGGGGGACGAGGGCUUUCCUCCAGGAGGCACAGGAGCCCCGGGCAUGGGGAGCAGCCAGCAGAUAAUGCCCUUAUCUGGAGACAAGGAUAUCAAAGCACAGCUGCAGGCCAUGGAGAGUCUCAUCAGCUCAAGCCAGGAAACCAUCAAGGUCCUUCUUGGAGUUAUUCAGGAGCUGGAGAAAGGUGAAGCACAGCGAGAGGGGCUCACCUACCGAACAGGACAAGACACAGCAAAUUGUGACACUUGUCGAAACAGCGCCUGCAUCAUUUACAGCGUCGAGCUGGACUUCAAGCAGCAGGAAGAUAAGCUCCAGCCCCUGAUGAAGAGACUUUGCCCCCUGGACAGCCAACAAUGUCCCGCCCUGCCUUAUUCCAACGAAGUGUUCACAUCCACCCCCAAACGCAAGUCCAAGACAGAGUCCAAAAAGCAUGCUCGUUGGAAACUCUGGUUCCUCUGA
Stegastes partitus (bicolor damselfish) is the source of this 1571-nucleotide messenger RNA. RefSeq names its product inhibitory synaptic factor 2Ab (gene insyn2ab). The record is from RefSeq and is a predicted model, not a curated record. Bases 150 to 1571 code for a protein of 473 amino acids. NCBI's taxonomy places the organism in Eukaryota, Metazoa, Chordata, Actinopteri, Pomacentridae. Gene Ontology annotation, biological process: inhibitory postsynaptic potential. The transcript is spliced from 4 exons. Gene Ontology annotation, cellular component: postsynaptic density.